Molecule: messenger RNA, 2236 nt
Organism: Oncorhynchus kisutch (coho salmon)
Lineage: Eukaryota; Metazoa; Chordata; Actinopteri; Salmoniformes; Salmonidae
Product: cholesterol 25-hydroxylase-like protein
Exons: 2
Coding region: 309-1208 (299 amino acids)
Biological process (GO): lipid biosynthetic process
Molecular function (GO): iron ion binding; oxidoreductase activity
Source: RefSeq, a predicted model, not a curated record
AAUGACUUGGAAAUUGGAAUGUGAUUUUUUUAAAACAUUUACUGCUUCUGUGGCUCUAUUUUACCCUCCCACCAAACGACAGCCAAUCGUGUUCUGUCAACCAUUGUGGAAGAGAAAAUAAGUAUUUAAUUAGACACUCGAGCAUAAACUAAAUGCGUACUGUCAGCUGGAGAGAGUGAAUUGAAGAAACUACAUCAUGGACUACGUUAUUACAAAGUAGUAGCCAACACACUUGGAUAAAUGCGGAGAACACUUCAUGAUGGUCAUUUUUUGUUUGAUUAAAAAAUAACCCUUCGUAUGCUGGUAUUAUGAAUAUUAGUAAUUUUCUAAAACAUGGGAACACAGAUGGACUGUUGCUCCAGCCGCUGUGGGAUGAUCUGCGAGCACAACGGGAGUUCCUCACGUCACCUUUCCUGCCCGCAUGCUUCGCUUUCCUCAUCCACCUUCUCCUCUGCGCACCUUUUCUAGCCUUUGAAGCGCUGGGAUGUUUCUGGCCACGGAUAAAUCUCUACAGGAUCUCGAGGACCGCUGAACCGUUGCUGUUGUGUUUGCAGCGAUGGGUUGGCUGCUGUUGGAGGAUUUUUAUGAAAUACCUGACAACUGUUCUCCCAGCCACCGCGCUUUAUCAAAGAGUUAGGAUUCCAAGAUUUCCCGAACUCGCGCCAUCAUGCAGCCUGCUCAUUGGGGAGGUUAUCGCGUGCCUACUUUUAUUUGAUGCGCUGUUCUUUAUAUGGCAUUAUUCCAUGCAUCGGGUUCCCUGGCUGUAUCGGAGGGUCCACCAGACUCAUCACCAGAACCGGAUCACCUUCGCCCUGACUGCCCAGGACGCCAGCCCGGCUGAGCUACUCUCCCUGCAGAUGCUGGCCCUGAGCAGUGCCUGGGUGGUGGGCUGCCACCCUCUGAGUGAGGCCCUGUUCCACCUGCUCAACACCUGGCUGGCCAUAGAGGACCACUGUGGCUACGACCUGCCCUGGGCUAUCCAUAGACUACUGCCCUGCUUCGGGGGGGCCCCCUUCCACCAGGCACACCACCACAUCUACAGGGGGAACUAUGCCCCCUACUUCAGGCACUGGGACUGGCUCUUUGGGACCUACCUGGGGGUAAGGGAGGAGGCUGGGAGUAAACAUGGAGGGAGGACAAUGAGGAGAAGGAGAAGAAAGAAGAGCCUUGGAUCUGACUGUGUGUGCGCACAAGAUUGCAUGUGUUAAAAUGAAUGUAAUCUAUGAAGCAAACAAAGAACUGACAUCUUAGGUAGCAUCAUUAGUACAGUGAGUACAGGCUAACACAUGGGUUAUGUGUACUUGUGUUUGUAAAUUACAGGUGGUUAUAUGUUGACUCAAAUGGAAUAUUUGACAAGCAUUAGAUAUAAAGAGACAAUGCUGGUCAUUUGGCUAAAUGUGAAAAUAAAGGACAGCCGCACACUCUAGGAGCUCAGAUGCAAAAAUGUAAUGUCCAACGUUUUGACAGACAAGCUGUCUUCAUCAGGGUAUAAUGACAAACACUGCGGGGUGACUCUUUUAUAUAGUGUCAAAAGACACUUGCAGGUGUCUGUAAUCAUGGCUUGGUGUGGCCUGACAUCAUUGGUUAAUUCUCAUAUAUUAAAAUAGCAUACAAAAACAAUAAAUGGAUAGCGUACGAUCAUAGAUACAAUUUGGCUACAUAAGCCUACAAACAUUUACAGUAGCAAAAUCACAAGAAUUGCUUCAGAUCAAAGUCUACAUUGAGACCAAAGGGAGCAAGGGUCUUUAUAUUAAAGAUCCAGGCAGCCUCUCGUUUUAACAAUAAAUGAUCGAGGUCACCCCCUCUGCUAGGGAGGGUGACAUGUUCGAUGCCAAUAUAACGUAGAGACCAAAAAAAUAUUUUACCUUUAUUUAACUAGGCAAGUCAGUUAAGAACAAAUUCUUAUUUUCAAUGAUGGCCUACAAACAGUGUGUUAACUGCCUUGUUCAGGGGCAGAACAACAGACUUGUACCUUGUCAGCUCAGCGAGUCGAACUUGCAACCUUUCGGUUACUGAUCUAACGCUCUAACCACUAGGCUACGCUGCUGCCCCAAGAUCCAUUAGUUUGCUUCCAAAAAGUGGGUCACAACUGGUUAAGUCAAGUUUUUGCAUCUAACUCGACUUACCCAGUUGCGGCCCACUUUUUGGAAGCAAACCACUCGAUUUGGUCUUAUUGAGUGUAUGUAAACUUCUGACCCACUGUGAAUGUGAUGAAAGAAAUAAAAGAUGAAAUAAA